CCAAACCGGAUAUAAGAAGUAUUUUGAAGAGAGAAGGAGAGAGGGAGCUGCUGCUGCUGCUGAUCUGAGAUCUACAGACUGUAAGAGAGGAGAACAAAGUGUGUUUUGCACGGACAAAAACGCAUGAAACCAGCCAGCAUGUGUGCGUUAAGAGUUGUAGUCUGCAGAGCGCUUUGCAGCGUCUCUAAAACACGUCUCCUGAGGAUGACCAUCCAGAAUGGGCCGGUGAUAUCUGCCAGAGAAUGCUCUCAGGCAGGCAAUAAGAAAAACACACUGAGAUGGGACCUGACCCCGGAUGACAUCAGGACCACGACGGACAGCCUGAUCAACAGAGUGAAGGCCGUCUAUGAUGACGUUGGAGCUCUAAAGAUAGAAAACGUUUCUGUUGAAAACACCCUGAAAGCCUUGGCUCAUGCCAAACUGGAUUAUGCAUCGUCGCUCCAUGCCCUUGAUUUCCCCCAGUACGUCUGUCCCUCUAAAGAGGUUCGGACGGCGAGCACAGAGGCAGACAAGAAGCUGUCUGAGUUUGAUGUGGAGAUAAGUAUGAGGGAAGAUGUGUUCAAGCGAAUUACAGCCUUGCAGAAAAAGCUGCAGGACGACCUUUCACCCGAGGAAAAGAGAUUCUUAGACAGACUUGUUACAUUAGGCAAGCGAAAAGGACUGCACCUGUCUAAAGAUAUACAAGAGGAAAUAAAAAGAACCUCCAAGCUAAUAAGUGAACUCUCCAUAGAGUUCAACCAGAAUCUGAAUGAGGACAACACCUUUCUUGUUUUUUCUGAGCAGGAUUUGGGUGGGCUAGCUGAUAGCUAUCUCAAUGGACUGGACAAAACUGCAGAUGGGCGGUAUAAGGUGACACUUGAAUAUCCCCAUUACUACCCCCUGAUGAAGAGGUGUCACAAUCCUGAAACCAGGAGGAAGAUGGAAACAGCUUUUCACAGCAGGUGUAAGGAGGUUAACACGGCGAUCCUCGAACAAUUGAUACAGCUAAAGGCAAAGGUUGCAGACUUACUUGGUUACAGUAGCCAUGCCAACUAUGUCCUGGAGAUUAACAUGGCCAAGAAUGCAAGCAAUGUGUCUGACUUUCUAGAUACAUUCUAUGAAACACUGAAGCCCAUUGGAGUUAAGGAGAGGAAAUAUAUUCUCGCACUAAAGAAGCGGGAGUGCUUGAUGAAGGGCAGCCCGUUUGACGGACAGAUCAAUGCCUGGGACUUACCCUACUACAUGAACCAAGUGGAGCAGUGCAAGUUUGCAGUGAACAAGGACAAACUGAUCGAGUAUUUCCCGCUCGACGUGGUGACAGAAGGACUGCUUGGUAUCUACCAGGAGCUGCUGGGUCUCACCUUCACAGAGGUGGAACGUGCUCACGUGUGGCAUGAAAAUGUCAAGCUUUAUUCAGCCCGGGACACUGAAACGGGAGAGGAGAUCGGCCAGUUCUACCUGGACUUACAUCCGAGGGAAGGAAAGUACGGCCAUGCAGCCUGCUUCGGGCUCCAGCCCGCCUGCAGAGGACCUGAUGGGAAACGCCGCAUUCCGGUGGCGGCUAUGGUGGCUAACUUUACCAAGCCCAGAAAAGGUUGGCCGUCUCUCCUCCAGCACCAUGAAGUGGAGACUUAUUUUCACGAGUUUGGUCAUGUGAUGCACGAGCUCUGUUCUAAGACCACUUUCUCAGAGUUCAGUGGAACCCUGGUGGAGACGGACUUUGUGGAGGUGCCUUCACAGAUGCUGGAGAACUGGGUUUGGGAGAAGGAGCCUCUGAGAAGAAUGUCUCGCCACUACAAGGACGGCACCCCGAUCCCAGACAAUCUGCUCGACAAACUGAUAGCAUCUAGAGUCGCCAACACUGGACUGAUGAACCUGCGUCAGGUCGUCCUCGGUAAAGUGGACCAGUCACUACACACCAGCUCUCGUGCAGAUACAGCUGAGGUGUUUGCAAAGUACUGCCAGGACAUCCUGGGUGUUCCUGCUACGCCAGGUACCAACAUGACAGCCAGUUUCAGCCACUUGGCUGGAGGAUACGACGGUCAGUACUACAGUUAUCUGUGGAGUGAAGUCUACUCCAUGGACAUCUUUUUCUCUCGCUUUAAAAAGGAAGGCAUUAUGAAUCCAGAGGUUGGUAAAGAGUACAGACGGGUGAUUCUGGAAGCUGGUGGCUCUGUGGACGGCAUGGACAUGCUGAAAACCUUCCUUGGACGCAGCCCAUGUCAGAAGGCCUUCUUUCGGUGCAAAGGACUGAUUAAGUCACAGGAAACAGACAUUGUAAAUUAAUAUAUUCUUUAAGAGUCUUUUUGUCAAAGGUAUAUUUUGUCUGGAUGCAAGUGUACGUCUGUAGAAAAAUGGCUUUUCUUGAAGUGUUUUAUUACUGUUUAAUUUUUUUCUACCUGUUGGUAUUUGUUCAAAUGUACAGGAGAUCAUGGAGGGUUUUAAGAUGAUAUGUACAAUUGGCCUUUACGGCAAACUGUUUAACAGGUCACAGGUGUUGCUAAUAACAUUAAGAUAAGAUAAGAUAUACUUUAUUGCCCCCAAGGGGAAAUUAUGCUUGGGCAAUAGUGCUGCACAACGCAGCAAUCAGCUUAAAACAAAUAUAAAUACAUAGGCAUUUACAAAUUAUCAUUGUAAAAAUGCUUUUUUUAGAAGUGAUAUAGCAUUUUCAAAGAAGCUGUUGGAGAUGGAUGUGCAAACAAAAUGGUCAUUGCAUCUUUUGGCGUUCCUGUUUUGCAGCCUCCUCUUAGAGGGCAAGGUUGAAGCAAACAAUACAUCACAUUUCCAUUCAUGUUUUAUUAAAAGAUUGAAAUAUAUAAUAA
Sebastes umbrosus (honeycomb rockfish) is the source of this 2801-nucleotide messenger RNA. It is a transcript of the gene nln, whose product is annotated as neurolysin (metallopeptidase M3 family). The record is from RefSeq and is a predicted model, not a curated record. Bases 124 to 2265 code for a protein of 713 amino acids. The transcript is spliced from 13 exons. Gene Ontology annotation, molecular function: metalloendopeptidase activity. Gene Ontology annotation, cellular component: mitochondrial intermembrane space. NCBI's taxonomy places the organism in Eukaryota, Metazoa, Chordata, Actinopteri, Perciformes, Sebastidae. Gene Ontology annotation, biological process: proteolysis; peptide metabolic process.